Myodes glareolus (Bank vole) is the source of this 1236-nucleotide messenger RNA. RefSeq names its product transmembrane protein 234 (gene Tmem234). The record is from RefSeq and is a predicted model, not a curated record. NCBI's taxonomy places the organism in Eukaryota, Metazoa, Chordata, Mammalia, Rodentia, Cricetidae.
GGGGACUCCGCCCCUUGACUCCCGGAAGUGGAAGGGCCUGGCGUUACCAUGGCGGCGUCUCUGGGGCAGGUCCUUGCUCUGGUGCUGGUGGCCGCCCUGUGGGGUGGCACACAGCCGCUGCUGAAGCGGGCCUCCGCCGGCCUGCAGCAAGUGCAUGAACAGACGUGGGCCCGGCAGCUGCUGCAGGAGAUGAAGACUCUCUUCUUGAAUACCGAGUACCUGAUGCUCUUUCUCCUCAACCAGAGUGGCUCCCUUCUCUACUACCUGACUUUGGCAUCAACAGAUCUGACUUUAGCUGUGCCCAUCUGCAACUCUCUGGCCAUUGUCUUCACACUGAUGGUUGGGAAGAUCCUUGGAGAAGAUGUUGGUGGAAAACAGGCAGUGGCUGGCAUGGUACUCGCCAUUACAGGGGUCACACUUUGCAUCACAAGCUCGGUGACCAAGACCCAGGGCCAACCGUCGUCAUCUUGAGUGGCCAACCCUGACCUUCAGUUCUGCUGUGUUCUGCUGUGCUCAGCAGACUCCAGGCACUGAGGUGCACCAGGGGGAUACACCAGUUUGGCUCUCUAAGCUCAGCCUCCUCAUCUCUCGGAUCACAUCUACCUCAGGGUCCAGUGUUCCACGACAGCCAAGGAAGGCUACAUGGAGAAACCCUGUCUCAAAAAAACAAAAAAAGAAAAAAGAAAGAAAGAAAAGAAAAAAAGAGAAGAAAAAAGAAAAAGGACCAAGGAGCAGCCCUGGGAUGGUUUUGUAAUCUUUGGUGGGUUCAGCUGUUGUUGAGAUUUAGCACUGGAGCCAGGAGUCAUGACACAUACCUUUAAUCCCAUCACUCAAAAGGCAGCUACACAGAGAAGCCUUGCAUGAGAGAGAAGGUGAGGAAGAGAUUUCACACUGGAGACUUUUACACACACACACACCCCAGCAGCCCCUGUCCAGCAGCCGUCUGUUACUGGCCUGCUGGCCUGCUCUAGUCCACAUAGCCUCAGCUGUGUGGAAAGGGCUGGCUGCAGUCUCUGAACCAGGUUGUGUCUGCAGAGCUCCACAGCCUCAUUACUCGGCAUUACUCAGGGAGAGUGGUUGCCUCAGUCAGAAUGGCAGAUGGAAGAAAAGUGAGCUGGCCCUGAGCAAAAAUGCUCAACUUCCAGUUCCUCAAGUAAGGAGACAGCUGUGCCCGAGCAGCACCUAGCUGCAAACACCUGGCCAGCAGCAGCUUUCAAUAAAUCUGCAGCAAACAAA